This is a messenger RNA of Phycomyces blakesleeanus NRRL 1555(-), 1742 nucleotides long. RefSeq lists its product as hypothetical. The record is from RefSeq and is a predicted model, not a curated record. Gene Ontology annotation, cellular component: nuclear pore; cytoplasm. Lineage: Eukaryota; Fungi; Mucoromycota; Mucoromycetes; Mucorales; Phycomycetaceae. Gene Ontology annotation, biological process: intracellular transport. The transcript has 7 exons. Gene Ontology annotation, molecular function: GTPase activator activity. Bases 42 to 1565 code for a protein of 507 amino acids.
GCAAAUAACUGUGACAAGAUAACCACUUUUUUUUGUUAAUAAUGUCAUCCCCACCUAAUUCAAUGAGUGAUCUAGAUGAUGCUGCCUCCAAUAAAAAAAGAGAACGCGCCCAAUCUGUAGAACCUGCACCAGCACAUGUCGCAGAGAUUGAAGAAAAGAGCAUUAACGUAUCCGCACCAAAGAAGACAAAACGCGACGAGACUUCUCCAGCAUCCGUAAGCACCAUACGCCAGAAUCUAAAAGACAUGACAACCUCCGACAGCACAGGGAAAAUGUUAUCCGCAUCCAGCUCAAUUGAUGGAGACGAUGAGACUAUGCGAACAAUUGCUGAAGAAGAAAAUAACGUUGAAGACGUAUCAAUGUGCCACUCAAAUGACAAGAAACGGACAGCAGUUGGAGAAGAGGAAGGCUGUGCAAGCGAAAAGAGCGAAGAAAAUGGAGGCACAUCAAAUGGGGACUUGGAGGAAAACCAGUCAUUUCCUAGAAAGAGAGUGACAAGACGUGCAUCCCAAUCUGAGGAUACACCCUCAUCUCAAACAGAUUCGGUAGGAGAGGUUCAAAAAGCUCCAUGUUCUGAGGAAGAGUCAAAGAAAGAUAAGGAUCCCGAAUAUAUGUCCAAAGUCAUGGCUCUAUUUGGUGGUAAAGGUGAUAGUGAUGACUGGGGAGAGUUUGCUGAGGAGCCCGAGAAGAAAGAACCAAAAGCACAGAUUCCUGCAGGAAAACCAAAAUAUGCUUUUGGAACGUCUUCUGGUUUUGGCUCAAAGGGCUGGGCUGCUACACAUCAGACAGCUCCAGUUUCCCAGAAGUCCUCUUUUGGAUCCAGCACCGCGUCUGCAUUCGGUGGAUUCUCUCCUCCAACUACACCUCUCUCUUCAUCGAAAGUAACGCCUUCAUUUGGCUCGUUUGCAAAGGCAUCAGCAUCCCCUUUUGCAUUGGCUGCAGCAAGUGGCAAUAGCAAUGCACUUUCAGCAUCACCUGCAUCUAACGUAUUAUCAUCUGGCAACAAAAACGACACAAACCCAGAGGAGGGUAAUGUUACAGAAGAGGAUCAGAGUGAGAGUGUGUGUGAUGCGUCUGAUGCAUUGAGCACUGGUAGCUCUGCAUUUGGCGAGUCCGGUAAACCCAAAAUUCCUAUUGCUAGACCGACAGAAGUCAAGACAGGUGAAGAAGAUGAGAGAACAGUGUACCAGACCAAGGCCAAGUUGCUUGCCUUGGAUACACAAUCAGGAAACUGGAAAGAACGUGGUUCAGGUACACUCCACAUCAACAUGAAAGAUACAAACAGAAUCGGAGCACAACAACACACACGGUUGGUUAUGCGUGCAGACUCUGUAUAUAGAGUCAUCUUGAAUCUUGCCUUGUUUCCUGGGAUGAAAGUUUUUAUCAUGCAGGAGAAGUUUGUACGCUUCGCUGGAUUUGAGACAGAAACCAAAGAAAACGGAGAAACUGAGGCCGUCUUGGUUAACUAUGCUCUUAGAGUUAGAGACCCAUCAGCAGCGCAAGAAUUAUGCGACCAAAUCACUAUGUGCAUUCCCCACGGAUCAAAAACAUCGGCCGGCCCCUAACAAAACCCCAAAAGAAUAUUCAAAUUUCACCAAAUUAUCAAAUUGCCUAUUUCUAGAGGAUCUAUGUUUGUUCUUGCACUUGGGCCAGAGCAAGGAAACCAAAUAAAGGAAAGAUGCUUGAAUGAAGAACCAAAAUAAUAAUAAUAAUAAUCCACAAUCGAUAAUUUGUCUUUGUCU